Solanum tuberosum (potato) is the source of this 1909-nucleotide messenger RNA. RefSeq names its product 7-methylguanosine phosphate-specific 5'-nucleotidase A-like. Gene Ontology annotation, cellular component: cytoplasm. Gene Ontology annotation, molecular function: magnesium ion binding; 5'-nucleotidase activity. The coding region runs from base 470 to 1387 and encodes 305 amino acids. The record is from RefSeq and is a predicted model, not a curated record. Lineage: Eukaryota; Viridiplantae; Streptophyta; Magnoliopsida; Solanales; Solanaceae. The transcript is spliced from 10 exons.
UCCUUGUCAAGAAAUUAUGCUAUUAGAUCAAAAAUUCAUGAUUGGAUGAUUUAAAGAACAGUGAUCAAACCAAAAACAAAACACUUCUACUAUUUUUUUUUGAGGUUCAAGAAAUUAUACUAUAUGAUCUAGUUUCAUGACAUGACAAUGAUCAAGAAAAAGCUUAGUCCCUCCUAAUUCCUUACCCCUACAAGACAAGAAAGACACAAAUCCAUAGCCCUCACCAAAAGUCAAGCUUCCACACCAAAAGUCAAGGCCUUUGAUCAAUUCUCAAUAACAACAGUAGCUCAUAUCAAAACAACCAAACAAAAAUAUCAAAACCAAUAAACUUAAAAGAGGUAAUAGCAAGAGAUAUCUCACAUUGAAUACUGUAAAAGAAACAUCCCCAUUUCCAGGACCUCCUUCUCCUCUUUUCGCUUCAAUCUCAGAGUGUGGUGUUGCAGUCAGAGUGGUAAAAAUACAGGGGCGAAUGGAACAAAUAGUUGUUAAUGGCUCAGAGUCACAAGUUGUAGUGGAUGAUUCUAAUUUGUUGCAAAAGAAAAUAUCUGCAAUUCGAGUUGGGGGUCCUGGAAAGCUACAGGUAAUUGCAGAUUUUGAUGGCACAUUGACAAAAUAUUGGAUAGAUGGUUGCCGAGGCCAAGGCAGUCAUAAUGUUGUACAACAGGAGGAUCCUGAGUUCAAUGACAAGAGGCAGAAAUUAUAUGAGUAUUAUCAUCCCUUAGAAUUUGAUCCAACAAUUCCCCUUGAUGAGAAAACCAAGCUCAUGGAAGAGUGGUGGGGAAAAACACAUGCUCUUCUCAUUGAAGGAGGCGUUACAUACAAUGGAAUUCAAAAUUCCGUGGCUAAAGCCAGAAUUGCAUUCAGGGAUGGUGUAACUGAACUUCUUGAACUUUUGGAGGAAAAAGGUGUUCCUGUUCUUAUAUUCUCUGCAGGUUUAGCUGACAUAAUAGAGGAGGUGCUGAAGCAGAAAGUUCAUAGAUCUUUCAAGAAUGUUAGAGUUGUCUCCAACAGGAUGGUGUUUGAUGAAAAUGGCCACCUACAGUCAUUUAAAGGUAAGACAAUCCAUGUACUCAACAAGAAUGAGCAUGCACUUGACAUGGCUGCACCACUUCAUGAUCACUGUGAUGACGUGAAAGGACUGGGUGAUGAGAAAUAUGCAUUAAAAAAGAGAACUAAUGUGCUACUUCUUGGUGACCACAUUGGAGAUUUGGGAAUGUCUAACGGCUUAGACUAUGAAACAAGAAUAUCUGUGGGUUUUCUGAAUGACAGAGUGGAAGAUUCUCUAGAAUGCUACCGAAAAGCUUUCGACAUUCUCUAUCUGAAUGAUGCAUCCAUGCAUGGAGUACUCAAGCUUGCGACUCAUCUCUGUUCAACAGAAAGCGAUUGAAUUACUUGCAUUGCUCCUCGCAAGACUCUGUUUCCUUGCUUGGAUUGGCAAACAGCACGAAUGACCUCUACUUUCUUACAUUCUUAUAAGAAAUCGUGUCAAGAAAAUCUCCAUUCAAGAUACAUAGCAGCACUCCUAAUAUCGACAACUUCUCAACAUUUGUCGUCACCAUCAGGCACUACCUCAAUCUAGGCAUGUUUACUGGCUUCACAUGCAGAGAAUGGAGAGAAAUCUCCGGUUUAGAGUGUAGAUUGAUUUACCUUGGGAAAUAAUUCAUUUGGGAACUCGUUGUAUUGCUCCGUAGCUCAUAAUGUAGCUUGUUGCAAUUCACAAUGAAGUGGUGAUUCCCUUUAUAAGGAUUCUUAGAACCAUUUUUAACAACAUUUAAAGACCACCUAUCUUACAAGGUACUGAUGAUACCUCUAAGCUGCUACAAUGACUGGUGUAUCUAGUAAUUUCUUGUACGUUGUUUAUUUCCUUGUUCGAGUAUGAACGCGUAAUUCCUCUCUUCACUCCCAUUUA